AUGCCAGCAUCCCGCACUGACCUCACAAAACAAGCCAAAAAGCUCCGCUUCUGGCAAACCGUCAUCUCCUGGGUAGACCGCUACCUCUCAUGGCCUCUUCCCCCAAACCCGAGCCUGGAGAUAACUAUUCCGACAAAAAUCAGCAAACCAAUCGGCUCCAUAAAACUCUACUUCUUCACAGCCCAAAAUCAACCCCCAACUUCAACAUUUUCCUCAACCCACGACAUCGACGCACCCCGCCGACCCGUCCUAAUAAACUUCCAUGGAGGCGGCUUCUCGAUUGGCCAUGCCAUCGACGACGCACGCUGGGCUCACGCCGUAACGACCGCCCACCCAGACUGUAUCUUUGUCAGCGUAAACUACAGACUUGCACCCGAACACCCAUUUCCCAUUCCAAUCGAAGACGGCGUCGAUGCUGUACUAUGGUUAUGGGACCAUGCCGACAACUAUAACCUCGACCGCGCCCGGUUUGUACUAUGUGGCAAUAGUGCGGGUGGGAACCUCUGCUUCACAGUCCCGUUUCGUCUGCACGAAGAACUUGAAGCUCGUGGUCGCUUGGACACAAAGUCCGAUAUUAAACUUGCGGGUUCGCUGGCGUUUUAUCCCGCUGUGGAUUGGACGCGGUCCCGCUCCGAGCGAGAUGCGACAAAUCCCAUUGCAGCUGAACGGUCGAUGAUUCCGCCAAAGGUUCUGACCUUCUUUGAUGAGUCGUAUCUUUUGCAUAAGAAUUUGCCGAAGAAGGAGGAUGGUAGUGUUGAUAUGGCGCAUCCGUAUUUAUCGCCUGCGUUGGCGCCGGCUAGUCUAUUUCUUGCGGCUUUCCCGCCUUCUGUGUCUAUUUAUACGUGUGGGUGGGAUCAGUUGCUUGUUGAGGGGGAUGCGUUGAGGGACAAGAUUUGUAAGUUUGUGGAUGAGGGGAGGAUGAGGCAUUGUGGGGGUUUGAUUAUUGAGGAGGCAAUUCAUGGGUUUGAUAAACGACCGUCGCUUUGUUUGGGGGAUGAGGCUAGGGAUACGAUGUAUGCGGAUGCGAACGAGGAGCUGGGGAUUAUGUGGACUUGUGAGCAUGAUACGGAUAUAGAGAAUGAGUAG
Molecule: messenger RNA, 1086 nt
Organism: Penicillium pulvis
Lineage: Eukaryota; Fungi; Ascomycota; Eurotiomycetes; Eurotiales; Aspergillaceae
Exons: 1
Coding region: 1-1086 (361 amino acids)
Molecular function (GO): hydrolase activity
Source: RefSeq, a predicted model, not a curated record